This is a messenger RNA of Branchiostoma belcheri (Belcher's lancelet), 9963 nucleotides long. Its product is annotated as centromere protein F-like. Gene Ontology annotation, molecular function: dynein complex binding; microtubule binding. Lineage: Eukaryota; Metazoa; Chordata; Leptocardii; Amphioxiformes; Branchiostomatidae. Bases 53 to 9178 code for a protein of 3041 amino acids. The record is from RefSeq and is a predicted model, not a curated record. Gene Ontology annotation, biological process: regulation of G2/M transition of mitotic cell cycle; metaphase chromosome alignment; mitotic cell cycle. Gene Ontology annotation, cellular component: spindle pole; nucleus; chromosome, centromeric region. The transcript has 21 exons.
GGUGCAGAAGCUGACAUGUACCCUGCAGGACAGGGACAAAACUGUCUCCAAGAUGCAAGAUGAGGCCAGCAAGACAAAGAACCAACAUGAGCAGAGUCAAGCGAAGAUUGCUGAGCUUGAGAAGAAGUUGAAGUCUCUCGGCCAGGAGUUGGAGUGUCAGCGUCAUAAUGCUGAAUCUGCUCGCCAGUCACACGAGCAGAGACUCAAGGAAAGGGAACGGGAGCUCAAUGCAGAGAUAGCACAACAGGCUCAGAUGCUUGCCUCCAUGGACAAACAGCACCAGGAGACCAGGAACAAACUCCAGCAGGAGAUCCAACAGGCCCAGAAUGAGAGGAACAAGGUGCAGGCAGAGGCUGAGGGUACAGACAGGGAGAAGGGCAAACUGGAGAAACAACUCCUGGAACUGCAGCAGAAACUUCAGUGUGCUGAGCAGAACAUGAAGUCUAAGGAAGCGUCUGUGGCAGAGAUAAAGAAACAGCUCCAGGAGAUGACCAGGGAGCGAGACUCACUCACCAACAAGGCAGACGAGAGUGCACGGCAGGAGAAACACAUCCAGGAACUCAAACAGAAACUACUGAACACAGAGAACAAGGCCACUCACCAGGAGAAACUGACUGCCGAGGCUAAGAAACAGCUGCAGACCCUGACGACAGAGCGGGACAAACUCAGCUCCCAGCUGGAGAAGAAGGACUAUGACCUGGCCAACCUACAGGAGCAGCUCAAGAAGAGUAAGGAGAGCAGUGCUGAGUUAUCAGCCCUGCAGAGGGAACAUCAGCAGCUAAAGACAGACCUCAAGAACCUACAGGGCACCAGGAAUGAGUUGCAGGAUGAGACCCGGCAGCUGAAGGACCAGGUGAAGGAACAGCAGCAGGAGACUGAACGGAGAACCUCGCAGCUGGAGAAGGACAAGAAGGAGCUGCAGAACAGCAUCGCCCAGCUGGAGGCACGGGGCAGGGAGAUGGAGGCCAGGGCACAGGAGGCACAGAAAACACAGGAGCAAGAGCUAGCCAAAAAGGAUGAGGAGUUGUCUGGCCUGCAGAAAUGCCAGGAAGAUAGAUUACAGGACCUGCAGAAGGCAGAGGAAAGGCUUACAGACAUGGACAACAGACUCAAGCAGGCCCAGGAUGAGUCCACCCAGCUGCGUUCUGAGAUGGACACUGUCCGUCAGGAGAAGGGUGUGGUUGAGGCUCGAGUGGCAGAACUGGAGGAGGAGGUGAAGAAAGCCUACAACUCUGUGGAGCUGCAGACUGCCCAGCUCAGGGCCACCACUGAUGGACUGAAGAAGGAAAACACUACAUUACAGGCUGACUACAAGAAGGCCUGUGAGCUGGCUGACAACAAGGCCAAGGAGGCCAGUGACCUGCUGGACACACUUCAGAAGUCUGAGGAAGAAACAUCCAAGUACCGCCACCGGUCCGAGUCAGCGGAGACUGAGCUCAAGACUGGGCAGGAGAAACUCCAGGAGCUCCAGAAGGAAAUGACCACUCUCCAGCAGACUUUGCAGGACAAAGAAGAGGCUCUUUCAAGUAUCAAGACAGAGCUGAAGGAGACCCAGGCUAACCUGGAGGCCAAACUAGGGCACAGUGAGCAGCUUCUGACAGAACGGGAUGCACAGCUGCAGAAGGUGAAAGAGGAACUCAGCAGCUCUGCCCAGCAGGUGGCAUCAGUGACACAGCAGUUGGAGGAGAAACAGGAUAGCCUUGCACAGCUUUGGGGACAGCACGAUGACUUGACAGCCCAGCAACAGCAACUGUAUCUGCAGUAUAGUGCCAGACAGGAAGAGCUGCAGAAAGCUGAGGCCAGACUACAAGAAAUGGAGGCUGAUGCCGACAAGGCCACAAAGGGGUUAGAGGAACAAGUGGCCAAGCUGAACAAGGAGCUGUCAGAGCUGACUGUUAAACUAGACAGCCAGCAGGAAGCCUUGGAAAACAAAGACCUUCAGAUUCAAGGUGCUAAGGAAGAGCAGAGCAGUAUCGGUAAAGAGCUCUGUGAAGUGUCAUCUCAGCUAGACCAGGAGAAAGCAAACAACAAGCAGCUGCAGCAACAACUGGACCAGCUGAAUGAGAAGCACCUGCAGGUUACCCAGCUGCAUAUGUCUGCACAGGCACAGCUGGCAGAAAUUGAGAACAAACUACAGGACACCGAAGAAUCUGCUGACAAAGUGACCAAAGAGCUACAGAACAAGGUUAAUCAACUUGAAAGUGAGACAGCCAAGCUGGAGGGUCAAUUGGAAAGUCAAGAAGAGGCAGUGAAAUCCAAGGAUAUGCAGUUAGAGGCUGCAAGAGCUCAGCUGCAAGACACAGAGUCCACCGCAGCUAGGAUGGCAGAAGAACUGCAGCAAAAGGUUACUGAGCUGCAGCAAGAGGCCAGCAGCUUGUCACAGGAGUGUGAGACCCAGAAGUCAGCAGUUGAAGCCAAGGAGCAUCAGCUGGUAUCGCUGAAGUCUGAGCUGCAGGAAGCCACAGAUGAGAAACAGAUGCUGCAGGGGAAGAUGGAGGUCCUGCAGAUGGACGUGGACGACCAGAGAGAGCAGCAGGAGGAACUGCAGACACAGCUGGAGAAGGCUCAGGCUGCCAUGGCAACUGCCCAGGACCAUGUGACAGAGAAGGAUGCCAAGAUCACAGAGUUAGAGGCAGAACUCCAGAGUGCCCAGAAGGAUGUCGAUAACUUCAAGCAGGAUCUUCAGGAUAAGGAAGAGAAACUUAGAGCUACGGAGGAACAGCUGGAGUGUGCCACCCUGUCCAUGGAGAACAGCCACUCUGAAGUACAAGCCAGGCGAGAGGAGAUACAAGUCCUGAACACAGAACUGCAGACAGCACAGAAGGAUGUUGACUCCCUGCGACUGGAAGUUGAAUGCAAAGAGGAGAAGCUGAGAGUUGCAACCGAUCAGUUAGAGCAGGCAAACCUGGCCAUGCAGAAUAACAAAUCCCAACUCCAGACCAAGGAAGAGGAGCUGGAAAACCUUAAAACUAAAGCCCAGAAGACUGCAGAUGAGCUGGCAUCCUCCAAACUGGAGCUGCAGUCAGGUGGAGAACUGAUGGAGUCUCUGACUUCUCAACUAAACCAACAAAGUGAGACUUUACAGAAGCUGAGGGCUGACCUGGAGACAGCUUCAGACAAGCUUUCAGAAAGUCAGCUGCAAAGUGAAAACCUGCAGAGCAGGCUGUCAGAGUUAGGGAAGGAAGCAGAAGGGAAGGAUGUGACAAUAGCAGAGCUCCAGGAUCAGACAGAGUCUCUCCAGACCUUGACCCAGAGUCUGAGGGAAGAGUUGGUGCUGAAACAGGAGGAGCAGAGCCAGGAGUUGGGCAGUCUGCACUCACAGCUGCAGCUGACACAGAUGGACAUGGAAGACAAGGAGACCAUGGUCAAAUCUCUGGAAACACAGCUAGAACAGUUACAGCUUAUGGUAGAUGACAAAACAGGAGAGUGCACCAGACUUUCUGAUGAGUUGAACAAGCUGGAGGCCACAGGAGAAGAAAGAGAAAAGAAAAUGCAGUCCUUUGAAGAACAGAUAGCUGCCCUUCUUCAAAACAAUAAAGAAGCAGAGACCAAGUCAGCUGGGAAGAUUGAGGAUCUCCAAGCAUCACUCAACCGAGUUGAAGAGGAGAGAGACUCGCUGCAAGCUGAACUCAGUAAAGCCCAGUUUGACCUUGACAACCAGCAAAGUGACCUUGAUGGAAUGACACAGCAGUUUGAACAGCAAGCAACAGCCAAGGCCCAAUUGGAACAGCACUGUCAGGAGCUGUCGUCUCGCUGUGAUACACUGCAGCGGGAGCUUGGAGCACUAGAGGCUGAAAAUGCAAAUGUACAAGAACAGAAAACUCAGUUGGAAGCCAAUGUCUCAGAGUUAAGUAAGAAGCUGGACUCUACUCAAACAGAAAUGGAUGAGAGUGUAGGCAGGCUGAACAACACCAUUGCUACCAGCCAGGCUGAAAAAAUACAGCUACAAGAACAGCUUGAAGAGGCCAACAUUAAGCUAGAAAGAGCUGAAGCUGACGUAAAGGACAUAAGCAGCAUGCUGUCACAGCUGUCCAAGGCCCUGGAGGAUAAUCAAAAAAAUUCAGACUCCACAAUCACAGCCUUGAAAAGUGAGAAGGAGGGUGUGCUGAGUGAGCUGAAGGCCACAAAAGAAACCCUGGAGCAGAAGUCUGCACAGCUGGAAAAGAUGGAGGAAAGUCAAGGCAAUCUAAGGAAAGAGUCUGAAGUUGAAAGGGAAAACUUGAGGAAACAGCUUCAGGAAACACAGGCACAGCUUCAGAUCCUGCAGGAAGAUAUAGAUGACACCACAAAGAGCUUGGAGGAAGCUCAGACUGAGCUGUCCCAACUGCAACUUGAGCUUGAGACCACCGGAAACACAAACAUGUCCCUGACUGCACAGGUGGAGGUGCACAAGGCAGAGAUGGAGGGGAUGAGGAAGGUAAUGGUGGAAAAAGACAACCUGAUCUGUGACUUGGAAGAGGCUACAAAAAGUCAAGGAAAGCAAAUUGAAGAUCUUAAGGCAGAGCUGGAGGGAGUGGAAGAGGAAAUGUCAUCCAGCCAGAAAGGUCUUCAUCAGUCAAUUCAAGAGAAGAACAGCCAGCUCAGUAGGAUGCAGGAAGAGCGAGAUGACGUCCAAUCAGAGCUUGCCAAGAAAGUAAUGGAGGUAGCCAUGCUGGAGGAGGACAUUCAGGCACGGGAUGCAGAGUUGACAGAAACACGUGAGAAGCAUACCACCGCAAAGCAAGAACUACAGGCUGACAUUGAAAGUAUCAAGCAAACCCUGGCCACAGUGACACAGAACCUUACAGAGAAGAGGCUGUUUUGUGAUACCCUGAAGGCUGAAGUAGCCAGGCUAGAGAGUGAAAAACAGGAGGCUGAAAGACUGCUGGAAAGUUCAGCGGCUCAGCACAGAGCUGUACAGGAGCAGGACAGGUCAGCGAUUGCAGACAUCAAGGAGGAGAUGGCACAGAAGGAAAAGCAACUUGUAGACAAGACUGAUCUGAUUUCUGAGCUGCAAGCUGAGAUUGACAGGCUCCAGACAACAGCUGCAGAAGCCAGCAGGUUAGCAGCUACAACAGAGGAUGACUUGAAAAAGCAAAUGCAAGAAAUGCAAACCAAGCUGAGUGACACAGAAACCCUCCUGGUUGAGAUGACUGCCAAAGCAGAGCAGAGUGCCUUUGAAGUACAAGAGCUACAGCUCAGCAGUGCCUCCUUGCAGUCUGAGACAGAAACAAAGCUGAAGAACACGAAAGAUGAGCUACAGCAGUUACAGUGCAGUCACCAGACAGAGGUGGAGCUGCUGCAGUCCAGGUGUGAGAAGAUGGAGGAGGAGCAUCAGCAUGCCCUGCAGGUGGAGCAGGAGACAGCUGCCAGUCUGAGGGAUGCCCUUCACCUGGCUCAGGAACAACUUGGGGCACAGACCAGCUCAUCAGACAAGACCAUGUUGGAGCAGACCCAGCGACUGGCAGAGUUAGGAGCUGAGCUGCAGCAGUCACAAAAUCAGUGCACAAGUCAGGAAGACGAGAUGAAAAAGUUACAGCACCAGCUGGAUGACCUGCAGAAGAAGCUGGCCCAUGCUGCAGAACACAUCACCUCCCUGCAGGAGGAGCUGCGGCAGCAGGCUGACGCCAUGGCAACGGCAGAGAAGGAGAUGGUCCACGUACGACAUGAACAUCAGGCCAAGAUCAAGGAAGAAGAAUCAGAGGUGAAAAGCCUCACUGCCAAGCUAGCUGCUGUGAACAACAAACUGGAGGAACUUCAGCAAGAAAGGGAAGAGUUGAAGACACAGGCAGUAGAACUGGAGACUAGAGUCCAGCAGGCCUUGACUGAGAAUGAGGCACUGAGGGAGGAAAGGGAGACUGUUCUUCAGGACCUGGAGUCUCUGCGAGGUUCACGAGAGACUCUCUCUCAGAAGCUGCUCUCAACUCAGGAAGAACUUACACAGACCCUGAGCUCGCAGUCUCAAACAAAGAUACAGACUGACACUGAUGUUUCCACUCUUCAAGAAGAAAAGGCAGCUCUUGAAAAGGACCUAGAAAAGUUUGAUGAGGAAAACAAGAUGAUGUCUGAGGAGCUGUCCAACUUGCAGGACAGGCUGAGAGAAGCCCUUGCCGAGAACUCCUCUCUACAAUACCAACUCAACAAAGCCUCUAGUGAGGUGGAUGCACUACAGGAGGAGGAAAGGGCAGCCUCACAGCUUAAUGAGGAACUGCAGGGACAGAACGUGCUGUUGAAGGAGCAAAUCAAAUCCCUAGAGAGUGAGAAAGAAAACUUCAGUAUGACAAUUGCUGAAACCACAGCUCAGAUAAGACCCCUGGAAGAGGAGAAAGAGAGGCUGUCUGAGCAAAUUGAUGAACUGACCACAAAAAUCAACGAAUUGGAGGAGAACCGAAGUGACCUGGAAUGUAAGCUGGUGUCAGCAACUAGUGAAAGUACACAGCUCAAAGCAGAGAAGGAGCACUUGAACAAAGAAAUUGAAGGCCUGGAAGUCCAACUGGCAAAUCUAACAGAAGAGAAGGAGGAAGUGCUACAGGAGAGGCUACAAAGCAGUGAUUCUCUUGGUGAGUUGAAAGACCAGUGCAGCCAGCUACAGGUGGAGAAUGAAACUGUCCGUGUGGAGCUGCAGUCUGUGACCGCUGAGCUGGGAGAGAUGACGGAGAUUCUGACAGGAAUGAGGGAGGAGAAGAGAGAGCUGAUGGAGAGACUAGACAGUGUGCAGCAGGAACAUCAGCUGAUCAGCCAGGAGCUGACAUCGACCAUGGGACAGCUACAGGAGGCACAGCAGGCUACUGAGAGCUACAAGCUUGAUCUGGAGGCCAGCCAGUCUGAGAAAGCCAGUCUGCAGCAGCAAUUAGAGCAGUUACAGGAAGACAAAACCAGUUUGAUCCAGACUGCUGAGGAGAUCAGCACACUAAAGGACCAGUACAAUCAACUCCAAGCAGAGAACGAGACUGUUACUGCCCAACUGGAGGCUGUCACCAUGGACUUUGGGGAGGCAACAGAACAGCUGCAGGCAGUAAGGGAAGAGAAGAAUCAGCUGGUGGAUAAACUGGAGAGAGUCGAGCAGGAACACCAGCUGAUCAGCCAGGAGCUGACGUCAACCAUGGGGCAGCUACAGGAGGUGCAGCAAACAGCAGAAAGCUACAAGCUUGACCUGGAGGCCGGCCAGACUGAGAAAGCCAGUCUACAGAAGCAGAUAGACCGAUUGGAGCAGGACAGGACCAGUUUAAUCCAGACUUCUGAUGACCUCAGCACCCUGAAGGACCAGUACAGCCAACAGCAGGUGGAGACUGAAACUGUCCGUGUGGAGCUGCAGUCUGUGACCGCUGAGCUGGGAGAGAUGACGGAGAUUCUGACAGGAGUGAGGGAGGAGAAGAGAGAGCUGAUGGAGAGACUAGAGAGUGUGCAGCAGGAACAUCAGCUGAUCAGCCAGGAGCUGACAUCGACCAUGGGACAGCUACAGGAGGCACAGCAGGCUGCUGAGAGCUACAAGCUUGACUUAGAGACCAGCCAGUCUGAGAAGAGUGGACUUCAGGAGAAGAUAGACCAGUUACAGGAGGAUAGAACCAGUUUGAACCAGGAAGUUGAACAAACAAAGGCUGAGCUGGCUCUCAAGGAUAAGGAAAUUGAAAGUCUCCAGUCUGAGUAUGAGGCAUUGAAGCAGCAGCUUCAGGCUAGAGAAGAGGAAUCCUCAGCCCAGUCAGCCAAGGAGCUGCAGAAACUGGAGACUGCCUGUGCCAACCUGCGCGGUCAGCUGGCCGAAGAGCGCACGGAGAGCGAGCAACUGAGGUCCAGCCUACAGGCCCUGCAGACAGACAUGGACAGCAAGGUGCAGGAGGGGGAGGAGGCAGUCAGGACACUGCAGGAGACUGCAGACAAGCUGCAGAAGGACAAGGAUGCCCUGCAGGGUAAGCUGCAGCUGACGCUGAGAAACGCUCGUCAGCUGGAGAAGGACCUGUCGUCGCUGCAGUGCCAUGUCACAGAGCUAGAGGCAGCCAACGAAAACCUGACUAAACAGACUAAGGGAAAGAAGACAACUAAGACCGAUGAUACUGACAAGACAAAGGAGUUGGAGGAAUCUCUGAAGAAGGCAAAACAAGACUUGGAGGAGAAGACCAAGGAGGCAGAUGAGAACCUUGGGAAGUACUUCAGCCUGAUUCAACGCUUCAAGAAGACAGAGACUGCCAACGAGACGCUCAAAUCCCGCCUUGUGCUGGUCGGUAACCAACUGAAGGCUUUGAAGGCAAAAGGGGGAAAUACCAAAGGAGAUAAUGCAGCAGCCAUUGGUGGGACUGCCCAGUCUGUACCACACACUACCAGCAGCACAUCUGUUGCAGAUAACAAAGACAUAGUGCCAACAUCACUGACAAUUACAGACUCAGAGGAAGUGAAGAACACUACUGUAGCUUCCAACCUACCACCUACCAAUGACUCUAAGAAAACAGAUGAAUCAAAGAAGUCAGACAGACGAAAAUCGUUAUCCAUGAAACGUCGCCGCAGCACCAGGCUGCAUCCAGAAGCAGAAGGCAGUGAAGGCAACACAACGGUGUCUAAGGCAGAGGAAGCCUGCAGCCGAUUGAAGUCUGACACAGGGAAGCGCCUGGCGACACCAACCAAGCUGGAAUCUACUGCCAAACGCUCCAAAAGUCAUGUGGAAGAGGAUGAUUUUGAACUUGAAGGAUUACCAGAAGUUGUCAGCAAAGGAUUCAGUGAUAUCCCAUCAGGCCAGAAGAGCCCAUACAUCGUGCGGCGGAUGGACCUGCCACAGACUUCCAGUUCAACCCGUAGUCUGUCCACACGCAGCAAAAGCAAGGACUUGCUGAAGAGUCUCAGCACUGACAAAGAAGGUAGACAGGAGAUGCCCACAAGUUCCAGCACUACAUCUGGUGGUGAUGCUACUUUUGGAGUCAGCAGUCUGAGAAGAACCCAUAGCCGGGACCUGAUUGGCCAGCCUAUCACUGAUGUCACCAGUACAGGGGCACGAAGGGUCACCCGCAGUCAGGCCUCUCAGGAAAAGGAUGGAAAUGGAGAUGCUGCCCUGGUCCAGAUCACUAACAGUCCCAAGAAGGUGGUGGAAGGGGCCGCCAAGAGGCUGCGCGGCCAGCGUUCCCUCAGCAGGCCCAAGACUCCUGAGCAGAGGGCACAGCGACAGGAGCGAAUCCGUCAAGCUCAAAACCAGGAGAACUGUAAAGUGCAGUAGAUCUAACAUCAGUCCCACUAGUGAUAGAUGCAUCUUCCAUGCACAUGGAGAAAAGAUUGUUUGAUAAGAUAAUUAAAUCUGAUUUUUUGAUAGUUUUUGUAGUAUGAGAGUAGUAAAGGAGCAGUACUGAUCUUAUUAAUGUUGCGCUCUUUGUCCCCGUCCAUUUACUGUUGUUUGUUUGUUUGUUUGUGUUUAAGUUAAAUGUUGAUAAAGUUGCCCAUAUUAACAGGGCAACUACAAUGUUGCAUUGCAGUCCUCUUGGCAGAUAUUACCAGUAACCAUGUAUAGUCUAUGAAGAUAUGUUCAACCAUUUUAUGAAGAAAAUUAAGAAUGAAUUAUUCUCAGAAGUCCUCACAUUAGAAGCAUAUUUUUGCAAUCAUACCAGUAGUAUACUAGUGUAUGUUUCAUGUAAUGUUGAUUAUGAAUUUUCUGAGUGGUUGUAUUAAAGCAUAUUUUAUUGCUUGUUCAGCUUUUUUGUUUGGUAUAACUAAAUAUGGCAGCUCUAUGUAUUCUGAUAUAUAGCAAAAUCAUGGCAAGUAAAUGGUGCAUGUAUUUAUAUUGUGUGUAUUUUAGUUUACUGGUAGAUUUUCUGAUACUAUUACAGUCACUGUCACCUGUCAUGUCUCUUGUUAAUCCUGUGUACUUUGGCUCGCUUCCAGCUUUCUUCUUUUGGUGUUAACUUUGGUAAUCAACCUUCCAUGAUUAAACUGUGCCAAUGUGAAAUAGACCCACUCUAUAUCUAGGCAUUAUGUUCCUUGGAAUAAAUUUGAAUAUGAGUGGUUUUA